AUGCCACAAUUAACUAAAAAAGAAAAUGUCAUCGGCAGUGUUGGGGAAGAGGAGACGCAGCCGCUGGUGGCGGAGCGGCGCGGGCGACGCACGCGGCGCGCGCGCCGGCCGCGCCGCCACGACGCCUCCAUCAACAGCGACGCGCGCGCACACAUCGGGGUAGCAGCCCUUCCAGUAUCUCCCGCCGAAACCGAGCCUCCACACGUGGUCUUAUGA
Parnassius mnemosyne (clouded apollo) is the source of this 216-nucleotide messenger RNA. The record is from the annotation of a GenBank genome assembly. NCBI's taxonomy places the organism in Eukaryota, Metazoa, Arthropoda, Insecta, Lepidoptera, Papilionidae.